Anguilla rostrata (American eel) is the source of this 3398-nucleotide messenger RNA. RefSeq names its product olfactory receptor 8G17-like. NCBI's taxonomy places the organism in Eukaryota, Metazoa, Chordata, Actinopteri, Anguilliformes, Anguillidae. The transcript is spliced from 2 exons. Bases 1816 to 2847 code for a protein of 343 amino acids. The record is from RefSeq and is a predicted model, not a curated record. Gene Ontology annotation, molecular function: odorant binding; olfactory receptor activity. Gene Ontology annotation, cellular component: membrane. Gene Ontology annotation, biological process: detection of chemical stimulus involved in sensory perception of smell; G protein-coupled receptor signaling pathway.
UAUUACCGGUAAUCACUGACACAGUUUGGUUUGAAUUUCAAAGUCUGUACAAAAACGUCAAUUUGAACGCAUGUACAGUGCGAAAGGGCUGGUACAGUGUGCAGUGGAUAGCACUGUCAUCUCACAUCAAGAAGGUCCCGGGUUUAAAUCCUGGAAGGGGCAUUUCCGUGUCUGCAUGUUGAAAACUGCAUGUUCUCCCCAUGUGUACCUGGGUUUCUUCCAGGUGCUCCAUUGUCCUCCCACAUGUCAAAAGACAUGCAGUAGGCUAACUGGAGAGUCUAAAUUGCCCCACAGGUGUGGGUGUGUGAGUGAAUGGUGUGUGCCGUGUGAUGGAUUAGUGACCUGUCCACGGUGUAUUCCUGCUUUUGGCUGGGAUUGACUCCAGCACCCCUGUGACCCUGACCAGGAAUAAGUAGGUUAGAUAGCGGAUGGAUGUUUGAAUUCACAAUAGAUUGCAGUAGAUUUACAACAAACAAAAAAAUCAAAUAGAUAUUUUUAAUGUUGAUUUUUAAUCCAUAGUUGUGUUUUGAAUGUUAAAAGCAUUCUUCAAGCAGGGAUUCAUGUGGAUGUUUGUUACAUUUGUAGAAAUCUUGGUCUGUAAUUAUAUUUUCACACUCAUUUAAAGCCAUGGAAGUUGAUUAAGAGCAAGGAUGAUGUCCCAAGCAUCUAGGUGCCAAAUCAGAUGACCAUCCACAGUCAUGAACUGCAGUCAACAGGAUCUCCAUCGAGAGUGGGAACCACUGCUCAUGCAGCAGUCUAAUCAUGAUUAGCCAGAGUGCAGAAGUGGACCACCAAUUGAAUGGAUUUUGUAUCUGGUUCUGUAUGCCAUGUUAGUGGUGAUUACAUUAGUCCCUCAAAGACCACCAACAUGUCAAAUAACUGAAAUGCUGCAGUACAAAAGAUAUUUAAUCUCAAAAAGAAAUUCUGGCCUAAUUCUGCCCUGCAUGCAUGGUUUGGUGUGUUUCGGUGGACCUGGAGUAUUGUUUUGUUGAAUUCAGCAUACAGGGUUUCCACUGGGUUUUUGUCCCAUUGUAAGUAGUCUUAAUGGCUAAGUGGGCCCCAUACCUCACUUCCAUAUAGCACAAUCAGCUGUAAUACGCUGUCAAUUCUUUUUAAACAUAUUCUUAUUGGUAUUUUAAUGUUGUAAAAUUUUCAUUUAACAGCAUAAAAUUCCCUUUUAGUUUUGUCCUUUAGAACAUUCACUGGUUGAUUAAAACUCCCUGAUGCGUUGAUUUUCAGACCAAAAUAUGUGCAAUUUGUGGUGUGUUCUAAUAUUGCGUCACAUAAAGUGAAACUGCAUCUGCUUCUCUGAAACCUGGCCUUUUUUUGGAAAAUCAUUAUUUUGGUCUAUUUAAAAUUUACUGCCAGGGCCCAGGACAGCCAAGUUCUGCUGUAGCCCUUGUUCUGUCUGAGGGCGACAGCAGAACCAAGUCAUCUGCACAAAAUUUAAAUUUUAUUUUGGUGUCAUGUUGUCAGGGUGAGGUGCGGUAGGACCCAAGCGCAGAGUAAAACACAGAUAGUGAAAGGUGUAAUACAAAUGAAGGCUUUACUCACAAAAACAAACAAAGAACAAACAAAAGGUCAUGAGGGGCAAUUCCAAAAGAAAACUCCAAAAUACUUAAAACAGAAAAAACACAUGUAGAGUGAGCAGAUUGUUCCAACAUCUCUCUCUCUCUCUGGGAUAGGUCCCUAGAUAAUGGCUACUGGGAAAAAUUUGUGUCUUGAUGAUACUAUGGUCAUUACUGGCACUUUCAAAACUGAUUUCACUCUUGCUGCUCAGGGGAACACAAGGGCCUAUAAAAAAGGAACCAUUGAAUGGAACCGCGAGAGAGGACCAAUGGACGGGCCAUGGCAUCCACACAUUCAGUGGGUCUGACAGAAUUUCUCAGGAAAACCAGCAUGAGUAACGUGACCUACAACAAUCCCAUCCUGGAGAUGGAGGGCAUUGACGUUCCCCAUCUUUUCAUUUACCCAGUGUUUGUCCUAGUGUUGGUAAUCUACCUGAUCAUCCUGACCACCAACAUAGGGGUCAUGCUGCUUAUUAUGAUGAACAGGAACCUGCACCAGCCAAUGUACCUGCUGUUCUUCAGCCUGUCCUUCAAUGACGUCCUGGGCAACACGGUGCUUCUGCCGCGGCUGAUGUUGGACGUGGUCUCUACCGACAGGUCUAUCAGCUAUGCCUCGUGUGUCUCCCAGGCCUUCUUCAGCCACACCUAUGGCACGUCCUGCCACACAGUGAUGAUGAUCAUGGCUUUCGACAGGUACGUGGCCAUAUGCCACCCUCUGAGGUACACCUCCAUCAUGAGCCCUGCCAUGGUGGCUACACUGACUGUGUCUGCCUGGAGUAUCUCGAUAACACUGGUUUCCGUCCUGCUGGGCCUCACCAUACGGCUAACCCGUUGCCGUUCUGUCAUUCUCAAUGCCUACUGUGACAACGCGUCCCUUUUCAAGCUCUCCUGCCAGGAUGUGAGCAUCAACAACAUCUACGGUCUGACAUUCACUGUUGUCCUUCUUGGCUCCUCCAUGGGCAGUGUGGCCUUCACGUAUUUCAGGAUCCUGGUCAGCUGUGUCUCCAGAAAGAACAAGGAGCUGAACAGGAAGGCCCUGCAGACCUGCGCCACACACCUGGUCCUCUACAUGAUCAUGCUCUGCUCCGGCUUCCUCAUCAUCAUUUUGCAUCGUUUCCAGAUAGACAGCAAGUACCGGAAGAUGGCGUCUAUUCUCUUUCACAUCCUUCCCGCCAACAUGAACCCCAUCAUAUACGCUAUGCAGACCAAGGAACUAAAGACCAAAAUUGUGCAGAUACUUCAUUCAAAAGUAACCCAGCUGCAGACAUUUGAAAAUUAGCCUCUGAGUUACCUCUGCCGCAAUAUACUGGAUGCACUUACAGAUAUGUUCAUGCAGUAUGCAGUUAUAGAGUUCCUGUCCUCUUUUAUAUCAAUGGGAAGUGUGACUUGUUUUCAUUUAAUACAUAAUCAGUGAUAAUAACAAAGAGAGUCUAUUGUAUAAUAAAGAGUUUGCAAAUGUAUUCAUGCCUUAUUUAGUUGACAAGUCAGUCUGUAAUUUUGAGUUUUGUAGGCAAAUAUAAUUUGAUAAAUACAGCAAAUUACACGUAGCUCAGAUGGCAUAUGAUAGAAUGUAUUAUCCGCUUCUACUUUGUUGAAACCAUUUUAGCGAGCAUAUUUCUGUCCUUUCAUUAUAAAACAUUUAGACAGUUUUGUAAUUCUGGUGGUGCCGUCCUAUAGAACUCCACUCCACUGCAAAAGUAAACUUGUGUAGCAAACUUAUCUCAUAAAAUAAGCCACCUGAUUCUCAGUGUAACUAAUGUUUCUUACUGUACCAAGGUCAUGAGUCAAAUCAUUUAUAUGUAAAUGAAAAUAAAAGAGAAAUAUAUACAA